This is a messenger RNA of Nothobranchius furzeri (turquoise killifish), 3667 nucleotides long. Its product is annotated as nuclear factor 7, ovary. Gene Ontology annotation, cellular component: cytoplasm. The record is from RefSeq and is a predicted model, not a curated record. Lineage: Eukaryota; Metazoa; Chordata; Actinopteri; Cyprinodontiformes; Nothobranchiidae. Gene Ontology annotation, molecular function: zinc ion binding; protein binding; ubiquitin protein ligase activity. Gene Ontology annotation, biological process: protein ubiquitination.
AAUCCGGACCAACCUGCAACCCGUUCUUCUGGAUUGUAGUUUUAAAAGCACGCUAGCUACCUCGGUCCCGCUAAUGGAAACGCUGGUUUCCGUUAGCGGGACCGAGGUCACACGUGUUCCCAGCAGGUGCGUGAUUAAACGCUUCAGUAAAAACGAAACACAAGAGCUGCUGGUUCCGUUCAUCCUGAAGUAAAAGCAGCGAGACUGAAGUUUUGGCUUUUGGCCGUUUAAUUCAACACUCGUUUUCUCCAUCCUGCUAAGCGAAUUAAACUCUUAUUGUGAAAAGGUGCAUCAUAUUUUUCACGUUGCCACAUGUCAAGUCUUUUAUUUUUUAAUUUUGGAGGCGGUGAAACCAGUUUUCUCCACCUGUGUGGUCACGUGAUCACCUUUAGAUCCUGUAGAGGAUUUGUUUACAUUUGAAAUGGCAGCCAGCCUUCCCUGGACUCUGCUACUAAUUACCACAACCGUUAAGUUAACUUUUCUCGUGUGUUGUUUCUGAAGCAGCUUCUGUUUGUUUCUAAUAAUAUCAUGUUUCUAAGGCCCCCGCGCUGCUAAUUGACUCUUAAAGCUUUACUUAGAGCAACGAGACACAUCUGCUGGGAUCAGGAGGCGAUACUCCAGAGUCCUCACUGUCUCAGGUUUUACUUCAGCUUCACAUUCUGUGUUUUGAUAUAUUUAUUUAAGUUUUAUUAUUUUGGUGUGUAUUACAGCGUACUAGAUUUUAAAGUGAUACAUUAAUGAAACUAAUGAAACUUAGAAUUUUUUAUUAAUUUAUAUGAACUUCCUUUUCUUCUUCUGAGUAUUUACAGUGUUUCCAUUUGGAGGAAUAAAAUGUGAAGAUUAGAAGUAAAGGAAAUACAUUUUACCACAGUAACACAAUCUGAGUAACGGGGAAAAAUGUAAAAUUCACAUUCAUGUAAUAUGAAUUUAAAGAGCAAGUCAUCAAAUCAACUUUUUUUCCUGAUAAACUAUAUAAAUGUGUGUCUAAUCGUGCUGCAGACACGUGUCGUCAGUAGUUUUGUACUUUAGUGCAUUUUAGUUAAAAUUUUAAUUUUCUGCCUAAAACUGUCAGUGUUGUGCCGUUGUCAGGUAAAAACUCGGCACUGCAUUUGAAUUUAAAUCUGCCAUCGCUAUUGGCUAAGAGGUACCCUAGAACGUUAGCUGGUACCAUAUGAUGUCACAAUGUCGUUGUGAGCCUGUGUGUGUUAGCGGCUCCGCCCUCUCAGUCUGUUAGGCAACAGCAUUUGUUGCAUUUUUCAAACAGGAAGUGGAGUAAUACUCUGGUAGGGGGUGACUUGCUCUUUAAAAAAACAACAAAAAAUACAGAAAAUCAGAAGAAAAACAUGUACUUGUUUUCACAUAGAAAAAAAAACAUAAAGCGACAUUUUAUUAGAUUUUGUGUCUCGGUUGUUUGUGUCACUUUUAUAUUUUUGUGUAUAUUAGUGCAAAAAUAUAAAAGUACACGAUUAUACAUAAACAUUUCUGAAAUUUUGUCCCACAAGUGCUUGAAUUUAUUUCACAACCUUAUUUUUUAUUGUACAUUUUAAUCUUCAUAUACAAAUCUUCAAGCUAAAUAAAGGCCAGUUAUAAAAUAAAGUCUAAAUAUUUAAAUUCACAGAUGAGUUUGUUGCAUCAGUAUUCUUCUGCAGAUGUUUCAGCACAAUUUCAGCUGAUUUAAUUGUAAGAAUAAUACUUGUUAUGAGCAAAUAUGGUAAAGAAGUCCUUUAGAAAAUACAAAAUAGAAACAGCACCAUCUGAAGGCAUCUGGAUGAAACAUCAGUUACUUUUCAACCCUCCCCCACCCAUGACACAAAUGAAAGUGAAAGAUUGAAACGCUGUGUGGAUCAGACGAAGCAACACCAUGAGGAGACUAGUACGUUAUUGAGUUUUUUUAUAUUUUUCUACAAGAAGAAAUGGCCGAGAAACUCGCUCUUGUUGAAGAUUAUCUGAGCUGCUUCGUUUGUUCAGAGACUUUCAGAGAUCCUGUGUCUCUGAGCUGCAACCACAGCUUCUGUUCAAGCUGCCUGCAGAAGUUCUGGAAACAAGCUAACAACAGAAACUGUCCUGUUUGUAAAAGAAGGUCUUCUAAGGACAUCGUAGUGAAUUUUGGACUGAAGCAACUUGCUGACUCUUUUGCUGGGAGGCAGAAAUCUGGAUCAUCUGAGACAGAAAAAGGAGAGAAGACGUUGCAGGUGGUGUGCAGCAAACAUCAGGAAGAGCCUAAACUGUUCUGUGAAGACGAGCAGAGAGCUGUGUGUCCUGUCUGUGACUUUUCUCUCCACCAGAGUCACAAAGUGGUUCCUGUAGAACAAGCAGUCCGUGAGCUGAAGGAGCAGCUGGAAUCGGACUUAAAGUCUCUGCAGGACAAGAGGAACAAAUACAAACAAGUGGAGGAAACAUACGAUGAUGUGAUUCAACACUCCAAGAAGCAGCUGGUGUCCACAGAGAGACAGAUCAGAGCAGAGUUCAACAAGCUCCACCAGUUCCUGAAAGAGGAAGAGGAGUCCAGACUGGCAGCUCUGAGGGAGGAAGAGGAGCAGAAGGAGAAGACUAUCAGCAGAGAGAUGAAGAGGAUUCAGCAGCAGAUCUCCUCUCUGUCAGACAGCAUCUCUGCUGUUGAAGACCAGCUGCAGAAAGACAACGUGGCGUUCCUCAGCAGCUAUAAAGACACUCGGACCAGAACCAGAACCCAGAGCUCAGUGUCAGAUCCACAGCUGGUCUCAGGAGCUCUGAUAGAUGUGGCCAAACACCUGGGCAACCUGUCCUUCAGAGUCUGGGAGAAGAUGAAGGACAAGGUCCACUUCAGUCCUGUCACCCUGGACCCAAACACUGCCCACCCCGGGCUCUAUGUGUCUGAUGAUCUGACCCGUGUGAGACAUGGAGACACAUGGCAGCAGCUUCCUGAUAAUCCAGAGAGAAACACUAAGUAUACAAAUGUUUUUGGUUCUGAGGGCUUCAGCUCAGGGAGACACAGCUGGGAGGUGGAGGUGGGAGAUCAUCCUUUCUGGAGUGUUGGUUUGGUUAAAGAGACAGUGGACAGGAAGGGAGGGCUAAAAGCUUUACCAGAAUAUGGGAUCUGGUGUUUAUGGCAUGUUGGUGGAAAAUACGUUAAUGGUUCUGGUCAGAUCAUCUCAGUGAAGAAGAAUCUCCAGAGGAUCAGAGUCCAGCUGGACUACGACAGAGGGGACGUGUCCUUCUACGACUCUGAAGACAUGUCUCACCUCUGCACUCACAGAGACACUUUCACUGAGAAACUUUUCCCUUUUUUCCGUGUUUUUCCAGCUGGAGCUGCUAAAACCUCUGAGCUCAAAAUCUGUAAAACGGAGAUGAUGGUGAUGUCCGACUGAUUGUUUUUAGAUAUUCUGAAGUGAUUAUUUAUUUCUACAGCAGUUUUUCUUUGGUCCUCAUAUUAUAAAAUUUUGUCUUUUAAAGAAAUAAAAAGCAAAAUCCAGUCUUUACAAACUGAAAUCCUUAAACAAAAUCAAUGUUUUUAUUUUUGAGAAAAAGCAUAAAUGUAAUUUUCACAACACAAAACAUGAAUUUUGAUCCAAAUUGAAAUCAAAACCAUGAUUUAUGGAUAAUUUCUAAUGUUUUGAUCAUUUUUAUUUCUGCUGAUUCCAACUUUGUAAUCCUGAAUGUAAAAAUAAAAUGUUUUACAGCUGAUCCA